Molecule: messenger RNA, 1537 nt
Organism: Anolis sagrei ordinatus
Lineage: Eukaryota; Metazoa; Chordata; Lepidosauria; Squamata; Anolidae
Product: phospholipid scramblase family member 5-like
Biological process (GO): plasma membrane phospholipid scrambling
Cellular component (GO): plasma membrane
Molecular function (GO): phospholipid scramblase activity
Source: RefSeq, a predicted model, not a curated record
UCCAAACCUGCUGCACAAGCAGUGUGAGUCUUGUGUGUGAUUUUGAUGCAGUCAAGGAAAAGUCAGCAUUGUGUGAUGCAGCAUUUAUAGCUAUUACAGCUGGAUUGACUGCAGUACCUCUGCAAACAGGCUCACAUCAGUGGAUUUACAAUAGGUACCAGCUCUAGCAAGACACAUCACAGCAUCCAAGGUUCAAACCAAUAAUUCAGAGGAGCUAAUAAACACAAAGCCUUUCAAUACAACUGCACAGAUGCAAAAGGUGCAAAAUGCCUCAAAAGUGAGGCAUCAUCCCCGUACCCUUGAUUACAAGCAUCAUUUCCUGCUGUUGUCCGCACCCACAAAAUGCAGUGAUCAGGAAUAUGAGAAAGGUGAUGUAUUUCCUUGCUGUUCUUUUGUAACCUGACAUGAAGUAGACAGACACCUUCUGAAGUUUCUGCAUGCUGUGCUUCUCUCCCCACACCCUCACUGCAACAAGACAAGCCUUUUCUUUUAACCUGGCUUCCUUUGAAGAAGUGACUCAGGCAGCUUCAUGGCCUCUCAAGGUCAUUGAUGACCAACCAUGGAAUCACGAGAUCAGACACAGAAAGAUUCUUUAGGACAGGUCUACAAACCUGUACAAGAGCCUCUUCCUGGUUCUCCAGACCCUCCAGAUCUAGCCAAACUUUCAGAAACAGCCAUCACCUGGAAACAAGCCCAGCCUCCUGGUCCUUUGCCUCCUGGUUUGGAAUCCUUAAAACAGUUGGACCAAAUAAUUAUUCAUCAGCAAGUGGAGCUUCUGCAAGUUAUACUGGGAACUGAAACCUGUAGCAAGUAUGAAAUAAAAAAUUGCAUGGGACAAAGAGUUUACUUUGCAGUAGAGGAAAAUGGGUGCUUUGAUCGCAACUUCUGCUCACCGUUGCGGUCUUUCACCAUGAGGAUUACAGACAACACUGGUCAAGAGGUGAUCACUGUGAACAGACCUUUAAGAUGUAAUAGCUGCUGGUUUCCAUGUUACCUGCAGGAGGUGGAAGUCCAGUCUCCCCCUGGGACCACAGUUGGCUAUGUUGUACAGAAAUGGGACCCCCUUUUGCCUAAAUUUACUAUCAGGAAUGAAAGUAAUGAGGAUGUCUUAAAAAUAAUAGGCCCUUAUGGAACAUGUGGUUGCUUUGGAGAUGUUGAAUUUGAGGUAAAAUCUCUAACUGAUAUGUCAACUAUUGGCAAGAUAUCCAAGUAUUGGUCUGGAUUUGUCAAUAAUAUCUUUACCAAUACAGCCAACUUUGGUAUCCAGGUCCCUGUAGAUCUUGAUGUAAAAAUCAAGGCUGUAAUGAUUGGUGCUUGCUUUCUCCUAGACUUAAUGUUCUUUGAGAACUCCUUGGAUGGAUUGUAAAAAGCAAGAUGAUAGGAACAAUAAAAUAUGCAAACGACAUUUCACACUCCCUCGAGCUCUGGAUAUCCCUUUUAACCUGUACAAUCCUAUGGGCUUGGCUUUUUUUUGUAAGGGGAGAUGAGGUGGGGAGGGCAAUGACCAUAUUUAUUAAACUAUAACUUGUGUAAAUAA